AUGUCUGCUGCCGGGACAAAAGAUGCGGUCCAAGAAGAUGCAGAAUCCAAGUCAAUACCUUCUUUGGAUGGUACUAUAGCUUCUGUUGGCGACAAGAUUGGAAGUGGAUCCUAUGGGACUGUUCACAAGCUGAUGGUAGACGACGAUAAUAAUAAUAAUUCCGUUUGCAUUAUUGGCAAACGACCAUGGAAACAAGACGAACUCAAGGCAUCCUCGUCUCAAAGAAAAGAAGAUGGAAAGGAUGUACUUCAAACACCAAAGGAGCGAGCAGAGCGAUGCAUGUACUACUGGGAGGUGGAAGAUCACUGCUUUCGUAAAUUGCCAUUGCAUCCACAGUUGCCACCCCAUUUGGGGAUCGUCCAAGACGACUCGAAGGAGCAUGAUUGGAUGGCCUUUGGACUAGUGACCAAUGCCAGGUACAAAGGAAAAGGAGGAGGCGAAUUGUCAUCGUCAUCGUCCGUACCAGCGCCCACACUUGCCGACUUGAUGAAACUAGACGAUGCUGCGGACGAUAAUACCAAUGGUUCGCCACAAGAACUCUUGCAAAUUGGAAAGCAUCUUGGAUGCAAUUCGUAUGGGGAAACCUUGGAUACUGUCCUAGAAUCGUUAUUGACCGUCUUGCACCAUGUGCAUCGCCAUGAGAUUGUACAUCGCGACAUCAAACCGUCCAAUUUGUUGGUGCAGCUCGACGAUGAAAAUGAUGACACCAAAGGAAGAUUGGUAUUGAUGGAUUUUGGUUCGGCUGCCGAUUUGGAAUAUUCAACGUUCACUGUAAGCAAUGGCUUGUGGAAAUCAAAACAACAAGUCCUCCGAGGUUUGGAAAAUGGAAGUCGGGUAGCCGUCUCUCCCAUUUACUGUGCUCCUGAAGUUUUUGUGAACAUCAAAGAGGCUCCAACUGCCUUUGAUAUCUUUUCGUCGGGUCUAUUAUUUUGUCAAUUGCUCUUUGGAUACUUGGACGAACGGACUGAUGCUGGAUUUCAUCAACAAUUGGAGGAUGCUCAAUGGGAUUUGAAUGUUUGGCUGUCCAACGAAUUGGGAUCUAAACUGCGGCCCCGGGGACUGGAUUAUAGUUUGGAAUACCUUGCUGAACGCCCCGGCUUGUGGUCCCUUUUGGAAGAAAUGUUGCGCCAAGAUCCACUCAAUCGACCAACUGCUAAAACUGCUUUGGCACGAUUUCAGGCUAUUUUGGAAUCGAGCAAGCAGGUUGAUGAUGACGACGAAAACAUUGAAUCCAAACAAGAGUUGGAUGGUCCCUUUUUCAACAUGGUAAUAGAAUGCAUGGAAACUUGUCCGAUACCAACCAUCACUCGGGCACUGCACUACGUGGCAACCUUUUCUCGAAGAGAAUCGCUUGGACUAGUACUUUCGGAAUAUGACGAAGAAGACGAAGAAGACGACGAAUCCAAUUCGGACCCCGAAUGGCUCGAAGCGACCAAGUUUGCGCAAGUCGGAGAAGUAUUCAUCAAAGAGAUUGUUCCUGGAGGACAAGCGGAUCGAAUGGGUGAGAUCUUUGAAGUUGGCGAUCAGCUUCAAGGAGUUGGGGACCUACCAUUGUCCGGUGGGGGAUUCGAAAAGGCUGUGGAAAUGCUUCAAGAUCUGCCAAAGAAUUCGAAGAAUGUCAAGCUACAUUUCGAUCGAAUCUCUGUUCGAUCCAACGAGGCAAUUCCAAUGAUUCCAAACGAAGCAAGGGAGGUUCACCUGACGAGUAUCGGUGCAUGGUCUUCAAAAGGAAGGAGGAACUAUCAAGAAGAUGCUUUCGUUCUGCAUGAAAUUCAUGAUGCAAAAGAUAGUUCCGUAUUGCUAGCUGGUGUUAUGGAUGGACAUGGAGGAGCAGCGGCAUCCUCACUAGUAUCCAGUCAGAUGCCCAGCUUGGUUUCGAAAGAGCUUCUCGUCAACCGAAAGUCUGUGGAGGAGUCUCUGGAAGGAGCGUGGGAAAAAGUGUGCGACAUGUAUGAGAAGCAAUGCACUGAUCCCGAAUCAUGCAGGGCAGAAUACAAUCCAUGGGAAGGUACCCUCAAGGCAAAUACCGGCGGCAAUGAUCUCAUUCCUGGUACUACCAUAUCCAUCAUGGCGCUGGAUGAGACAACCGGGAAGAUUACCUUUUUGAAUUGUGGCGAUUCUCGUAGUCUAGUAAUGACAUCCAAAGGCAAGGUGCGAUUCGAGACAGCAGACCAUACGCCGCAAUCAGAGACAAGUCGUUUCCAAGAGGGCAUUGAUGCAGGCUUGGGCUACUCUCUUCCCAAAUGCAAGAUUUCCAAAUGGACACUUUCUGUUGGUGCCUACGAAUACAGCGUCGCAAGGUCCUUGGAAGGUCCUUUUGCUACAUCCAAGGGGAUCGUGAGCGAUCCAGAUAUUACUGAAACUGCGGUCGAAAGCGGCGAGAUUCUGCUGUCGGCAUCGGAUGGAUUGUGGGAAGUCAUGGGUUCGGGAGAAGUGGCUUUGGAGCUUCACAAGAAGAAGACAAAAGGAAUUUCUGCGGGUGAUGCCGCAAGAGAGCUCUGCUCAAUGGCUCUGAAGAAAGGGUCUUCUGACAAUGUCAGUGCAGUUGUAGUGUACUUGUAA
Messenger RNA from Cylindrotheca closterium, 2562 nucleotides. NCBI's taxonomy places the organism in Eukaryota, Bacillariophyta, Bacillariophyceae, Bacillariales, Bacillariaceae. The record is from the annotation of a GenBank genome assembly.